This is a messenger RNA of Ophidiomyces ophidiicola, 1536 nucleotides long. It is a transcript of the gene ZRC1, whose product is annotated as Zinc resistance conferring protein. The transcript is spliced from 4 exons. Gene Ontology annotation, biological process: intracellular zinc ion homeostasis; zinc ion transmembrane transport. Gene Ontology annotation, molecular function: zinc ion transmembrane transporter activity. Lineage: Eukaryota; Fungi; Ascomycota; Eurotiomycetes; Onygenales; Onygenaceae. The coding region runs from base 1 to 1536 and encodes 511 amino acids. The record is from RefSeq and is a predicted model, not a curated record. Gene Ontology annotation, cellular component: membrane.
AUGGGCAUGACAAAGACCCAGCGGAUCGUUCUGCUGCUCAUCAUCGACACUAUUUUCUUUCUCAUUGAGUUAAUCGUUGGAUAUGCCGUCCAUUCACUGGCCUUGGUGGCAGACGCCUUUCAUAUGCUGAAUGAUGUCUUGUCGCUCUGCGUCGGCCUAUGGGCCGUUAAGGUCGCCAACGAAAAGACCAGUUCGAAAUCCUACACUUACGGUUGGCAACGCGCCGAGACUUUGGGUGCCUUGGUCAAUGGCGUUUUCCUGGUUGCUCUGUGCCUUUCGAUCUUUCUCGAAGCUAUCCAGCGCUUGGUAGAAGUGCAGGUGGUGAAAAAUCCAAAGCUUGUCCUGAUCGUGGGCUGUUUCGGCCUCUUUUCCAAUAUCGUGGGCUUACUACUGUUCCAUGACCAUUCCCAUGGACAUGGCGGCCAUGGAGUUGAGGAGGCAACCGAUGUGGAACAGGGAUACGUGGAGGAUGCCGACACCGCGGCAGUAUUAGAUCCAAAUGGCAAUGUUGCUGGUGUGAUGCCACAGAACGCCAUCGAGGCUUGUGAAACAGAUACGUCUGUAAGCACCGUCAGACCAAUUCCUAACCGGGAGGCAAAUGGUAGUUCCGGAGCUGCAAGGAAAAGUCAUGGCAGAGGCCGUCGAUCCAGUGCCUCCGCUCGCGCACAGCGGGACCCAGAUAGCAUCCAGAUCCACCCCGCCAGUCUCCGCCAGGAUAUCAUCGACGCAGGCAGAUUCAGUGAAUCCGAAUCAUCCGGUGCAGAUGACGUUCGUGAAUCGAGUGAAGUCACUGAACGCUCUGGGCUACUACAGAACAGCAAGACAACUUCUACUUAUGACCAAAAGCCUAUGAAAGCCACAAAUGGUGCUCGGGCUGAUCUGCAUGUCGAGCAUAACCAUGCCAAGCCAAAGACUGACAAAAAGGGCCAUGGACAUUCCCACGAUCUGAACAUGCGAGGUGUCUUCUUGCAUGUUGUGGGAGAUGCAUUGGGUAAUAUUGGUGUUAUUGCGUCUGCUUUAGUCAUCUGGAAGACCGAUUAUUCUUGGAGAUACUACGUCGACCCCGGAAUUUCUCUUUUCAUUACUAUGAUUAUCCUCUGGUCCGCUAUUCCUCUCUGCAAAGCCGCCUCUCGCAUCCUCCUCCAAGCUGUACCUGCAGGUUUAAGUGUGGAUCACAUUAUCGAAGAUGUGGAAUCCCUACCAGGCGUCCUUAGCUGCCAUCAUUUACACGUCUGGCAGCUCAGUGAUACUAAACUAGUAGCCUCUUUGCAUAUCCAAGUCAGCCAUGAUAUCAAAGGAGAGGGCUCGGACCGAUACAUGACUUUGGCCCGAGAUAUUCGCAAGUGCCUUCAUGCAUACGGCAUCCAUUCGUCGACUAUCCAGCCGGAAUUUUAUCCGGACAGCGAUGACGAGGGUUCUCCAGCCCCUAGGAACGCGCCGGGGUCUCCACCGCGGAAUGGGUCUGGUUCGGAGACUUCGGCAUGUUUACUUCAGUGCGGUAACGAGUGUGCUGCGGCGCGUCAAUGCUGCACCUAA